Molecule: messenger RNA, 1122 nt
Organism: Aureobasidium uvarum
Lineage: Eukaryota; Fungi; Ascomycota; Dothideomycetes; Dothideales; Saccotheciaceae
Source: the annotation of a GenBank genome assembly
AUGCCCGUACCCCGUCAAUUCCUGUUCCUCUCGAGGCACUUUGGCACUGGUGUAUUGAUUGCAACCGCCUUUGUACAUCUCCUGCCCACCGCAUUCAACUCGCUCACCGAUCCGUGUCUCCCGCCUUUCUGGAAUCAAGGAUACCCCGCCAUGGCUGGCCUCAUCGCCAUGAUUUCAGUCAUGGUGGUUGUGGGCGUAGAGAUGUUCUUUGCUACCAAAGGAGCUGGACAUUCUCACUCGAGCGACUACGUGACCCCCAGAGAGCAAUACGAAGACAUGGCCCCUUUGAGAAGCAGUAAUCGCGAGGGCUUCUCAAGACCUCUGCACCGACGGAGUGAUAGUUACCGGCCAUUCAGUCAGGGGAAGAUAGGAGCCGAGGAAGAUAGUACUGAGGACAUGGCCUUGCAAAACACUUCGCCGUGGCAAGAGAACGGGAAUUACGAAGAUACGGAACCCCUGGCUCACAAGGGUCGUGCCAGUCUAGAUGACACAGGCAGCAACUCGGAUCUUGAUUUGGAUGAAUUGGAUCCUCACAUCAAUGGCAAUGGCAUUGGUAAUGGACAUAGCCACGGGCAUGUCGCCGAGCCGAGUCUGGAGCGCGCUGACUCGCCGUCCGAACAACAGCAGCAACAAAAGAUGCUGCUACAAUGCNUACUCCUGGAAGCUGGUAUCCUCUUUCACAGUGUCUUCAUAGGCAUGGCUGUAUCUGUGGCGACAGGCACAUCAUUCAUCGUCUUGCUCGUAGCCAUCUCAUUCCAUCAAACCUUUGAAGGGCUGGCUCUGGGUUCCCGCAUUGCCGCUAUCACAAUAUUUCCGAAGCGAUCACCACGGCCGUGGCUGAUGGCACUGGCCUAUGGAGCGACUACACCCAUAGGACAGGCCAUCGGACUUAUGGUACACAAUCUCUACGACCCAUUCAGCCAAACAGGUCUACUCAUGGUAGGAAUCAUGAAUGCGAUCAGCAGUGGGUUGUUGUUGUUCGCUGGAUUGGUUGAAUUGUUGGCAGAGGACUUUUUGAGCGACGAGAGUUACGUGAUGCUCAAAGGGCGAAAACGACUUGAGGCUUGCGGUGCUGUGGUUGCUGGAAGUCUACUAAUGGCGUUGGUUGGUGCAUGGGCUUAG